CUGGCAUGAGCUGAAACUUUUAAAGCUGAUAAUACACGAACGGAUAUAUAUUAGAAACUUUAAAAAGUCACUUAAACUUUUUUGUUGAAUAAAGAAGCCAUCACUCAACACAAACACCCCUUUCAGAAUGCCAGGAGAACGAUUGACGGCGAGCGGUUCUGAUCGGGGCCGUUUCCAUGGCAAUGCCCUGACCAUAGUAGAGGCAACCAACCAGGAGGAGGCGGAGUCUAAGGAGCAGGGGGGCUGUCUCCAGGGUUUUCAGAAGAUAUGCUGCUGCUGGCCACGCCAGAGCAGCUUGUACGACAUCACAGAUACAGUUGUCAAGGACGAAGUGGUGAAACCGGCCCCGCUUCCUGAGCCCCCUCAGCCCCACACUGGAGACAAUGAGCUGGAAGAGUUGAUGUUGUCAGUGCACUCGGUGGAUCUACUGAGCUCUAAAACGGGUCAGAACCGCAUGGAGCAUCACACCGACCAUUACCAUGGCAACGCGCUCAUCAUCCGACGUGGCCAGACCUUCCAGAUAGAACUGGACCUGUCGCGACCUUUCAACUCCAACACAGACAAACUCCACCUGGACCUCAAGACAGGACCCCUCCCCAUGGUGUCAAAGAACACGCACGUCAUCAUUCAAUUGGUGGAAGAGCUGGAGGACGACCGCUGGGAGGCCAAGAUAGUGGAGCGGAACGGCAACAGGAUCAAGCUGUCCGUCAACUCACACGCCAAAGCUGUGAUUGGCCAGUACAAGCUCACCGUGACGGUGGAGUCUCCAAAGGGCGAGUCUGCAACCACACACGACCCCAGGAGAGACAUUGUCAUGCUGUUCAACCCCUGGUGUGAAGAUGACACAGUGUACAUGGAUGAUGAGGAGGAGAAGAAGGAGUAUGUGCUGAAUGACACAGGAAGACUCUACUACGGCACAGAGAAACAAAUUGGAGAUCGCACAUGGAACUACGGACAAUUCCUUGAGGGGAUGCUGGAGGCCUGUCUCUAUGUGCUGGAGAAGAGUGAGAUCCCUCCGCCUGGUAGAGGGGACCCUGUCAACGUGGUCAGAGUCAUAUCUGCCAUGAUCAACGCCCAAGAUGACAAUGGGGUCCUGGCAGGGAAUUGGUCAGGGAACUAUGUAGGAGGAGUUUCCCCCACAGCCUGGAAUGGCAGUGUGGAGAUCCUGAAGAAAUACCAAAAGGAUGGAGGCCUGCCUGUCAAAUACGGACAGUGCUGGGUCUUCUCUGGGGUCACCACCACAGUGCUCAGGUGCUUGGGUAUACCGUGCCGUAGUGUAACAAACUUCCAGUCGGCCCACGACACAGACGUCUCACUCACCACAGACAUGUAUUUUGAUGAGAAUAUGGAGCCGUUAAACGAACUCAACACUGACUCUGUUUGGAAUUUCCAUGUAUGGAACGACUGUUGGAUGGCCAGGCCAGACCUUCCUCCUGGUAACGGCGGCUGGCAGGCAUUAGACGCCACCCCGCAGGAGACCAGCCAGGGGACCUUCCGCUGUGGCCCUGCUUCUGUCACCGCCAUCCGCACCGGCCAGGUCUACCUCAAAUACGACACACCAUUCAUCUUUGCUGAGGUGAACAGUGAUAAGAUCUACUGGCAGAGGAACCUGGAUGGUAUCUUCACUCAGAUCCAAUGUGAAAAGAAGGCCGUGGGCCACUGCAUCAGCACCAAGGCUGUGGGCUCUGACAAACGCGAUGACAUCACACACCUGUACAAACACACCGAAGGAUCAGAAGAGGAACGUAUCGCCGUGGAGACGGCCAGUCGUUAUGGCACCAAGCCUGAUGUGUACUCUACAUCCAUGGCGGAGGACGUGAGCUUGGAGGUGAAGAUGGAGGGAGAGGGACCUCGUAUGGGGGCUGACGCCCAGCUGACCAUCGUGAUGACCAAUUUGAGCUCCCAGACCCGCAAGACCACGCUACACAUCCAGGUGGCAGUCAUGUACUACACCGGGGUGCUGAAGGGCACCGUCAAGAAGGACAAGAUUCCCGUGGUGCUCAAGCCCAAUGAAGUGAAGACCAUGGAGUGGGUCCUGCCCUACCAUAGCUACCAGGACCAGCUGGUGGACCAGGCUGCUCUAAUGCUGACUCUGUCUGGACGGGUCAGUGAGACCCAACAGGUCCUGGCCACUCAGACCAGCUUCAGGCUACGCACACCCGACCUCAACAUCGAGGCUGUAGGGGAGGCGGUGGUAGGUAAGAAGAUGACAGCCAAGAUCACGUUCACCAACCCUCUGCCACGUACACUGAGGGGCGUGGUGCUCAGGGUGGAGGGACUGGGCCUGCAGGAGCUCAAAGAGGUGGUUGUGGGUGAUGUUGGGAGCCACUCUACGGUGACUCGGACAGAACACUUCAUACCCACCCAGGCUGGACACAGGAAGCUGGUAGCAGCUCUGGACUGUAAACAGCUGACACAGGUGCACGGGGUUGCUGACAUCAUUGUCCAGGACCAAUGAGAGGGAGCCUUCCACUGCUCUCUCCUGUCCACUUAUCUGGUGUUUCAUUCAAGUCUCCUAAAAGAAAAUGGGAAGCCUUUUAUUCAGUUUUACCAUGAUUUGAGUAUAAUUUUUUUUUUUUCAUGCUGACAUGUAAUUAAGGAAAUACCCUGAUCUUUGGAUGAAGUUGUACUCUAAAUUGUUUUACCAGUGUUAAUGUUUUUAAUACUCACGUCAUAUUUUUCAAAUCAAUCAAGUUUAUUUGUCACAUGCUUCGUAAACAACAGGUGUAGACUAACAGUGAAAUGCUUUCUGACGGGCCC
Messenger RNA from Salvelinus namaycush (lake trout), 2760 nucleotides. Its product is annotated as protein-glutamine gamma-glutamyltransferase K-like. Gene Ontology annotation, biological process: peptide cross-linking. The record is from RefSeq and is a predicted model, not a curated record. The transcript is spliced from 14 exons. Gene Ontology annotation, molecular function: protein-glutamine gamma-glutamyltransferase activity. The coding region runs from base 128 to 2458 and encodes 776 amino acids. Lineage: Eukaryota; Metazoa; Chordata; Actinopteri; Salmoniformes; Salmonidae.